Molecule: messenger RNA, 3120 nt
Organism: Prunus dulcis (almond)
Lineage: Eukaryota; Viridiplantae; Streptophyta; Magnoliopsida; Rosales; Rosaceae
Product: probable acyl-activating enzyme 18, peroxisomal
Exons: 14
Coding region: 751-2931 (726 amino acids)
Source: RefSeq, a predicted model, not a curated record
GCUAGUUGUUUUGGUUUGGACGUUUCCCACCUUCCCCUACCUACUUGGGCAAGAAAAAGUUGGCUGUGUUUGUUGUGCAGAGAAUCUAGUGGACCCGUUGUGGUGUUGUCAAAUGACAUAAAAGAUGUAUUUUUGUUUUGUUUUUAAGAGUACCCUAUUGUUUAUUGCAAUUUAAAAACAAACCACAUAAACUGAUCAUUUUACAGACUCCAGACAUAGGAUCAGCUCCUGUUCCUCUAUUUUCUCAAGACUUGCAGAAGGAAAAGAUAAAAACGAAUUAUCAUCGACUAUUUUGGAAAAAAUACACGACCAAUUCAGACAUAGGAGAGGGUUUUUUUUUUUCACCUGUUCUGUUUUGUUGGUAAAUAAUACUAGGAUACGAGGGAGUUAUCACGUGCGUAACUUACACAUAUCUCUGACUCUCACUCUGACUCUCACUCUCACCUACCACUUCAAUGUUUCAAGCAGAUAGGAAGGAGACAAUGGGACGCCAAUUUAGGGGACAGACAGAUAGGUGAUCCUUAACGAGUCAUUUAACUAGUUUAGAAGUUACUAUAGGAGGGGAGCGAGUUUUGUUCCCUCUUUUUUUGCGACUCUGGUCAUUAGUAAUAUUAAAUAUCAUAUAGGAGGGCCACACGUGGGUAACAGUCGUUCAAGUCGCUCACCUACUCAGUUUGCUAGUUAAAGUUAAUAAACAGAACAGAAGUUGUUCCUAAGAGUAAGCUACAUGCAAAGGGGAGAGAGAGAGAGAUGGUGAAGAAGAGCAUAAGCGAGGUGGGAGUAGAGGACUUGGUUGAGGCAGGCCUAGCCAUUGACGAGGCCAAGCAUUUGGAAGCAGUCCUUAAACAACAUGCAAUCUCAUCGGACGACCCAAGAGAGGUGUGGCGGCAGCUGGUGUCUGAGAGAGUGCUAAAACCAUCACACCCCCAUGAGCUGCACCAGUUGAUCUAUUACUCUGUCUAUGCCAAUUGGGAUGUCUCCACCCAAGGCCUUCCUCUCUACUGGUUCCCUUCUCUAUACCAGUCUAGACAUACAAACUUGGGACGGUUGAUGGAAGCGCAUGGUUCAGAACUUUUAGGAACAUCAUAUAAGGAUCCCAUAACAAGUUUUAGCCUUUUUCAGAAAUUCUCAGUUCAGAAUCCUGAGGCUUACUGGUCAAUUCUUCUGAAAGAGCUCUCAGUUUCAUUUCGAGAUGCCCCAAAGUGUAUUCUAGAUAGGACUGACAAAUCCAAACCCAGCGGAGCUUGGUUUCCAUAUUCAACAUUGAAUAUUGCCGAAUGUUGUUUGCUACCCACCAGACAUCCAAGAAAAGAGGAUGAUAGGUUGGCUGUUAUAUGGAGGGAUGAAGGGUGUGAUGAUUCUGCUGUUAAUCAUAUGACGUUAAAGGAACUUCGGGAACAAGUAAUGCUGGUGGCUAAUGCACUGGAUACAACCUUUUCAAAGGGUGAUGCGAUUGCUAUUGACAUGCCAAUGACAGUCAAUGCAGUUAUCAUAUAUUUGGCAAUUGUACUAGCAGGAUUUUUUGUUGUAUCAAUAGCGGAUAGUUUUGCUGUGAAGGAAAUUGCAACUCGCCUGCGUGUGUCUAAAGCAAAGGGCGUCUUUACCCAGGAUUUCAUACUAAGAGGAGGUCGAAAGUUUCCUCUCUACAGUCGGGUUGCAGAGGCUGCCUCGUGUAAAGCUAUUGUGCUUCCAGCAAUUGGGAGCAAUGUAGGCAUUCAAUUAAGAGAACAGGAUCUACCCUGGAGUGAUUUUCUUUCUAGUGUCAGUCACAAUCCAAGAAAGAAUUAUUACUCUACAGUCUAUCAGCCAAUAGACUCCACAACUAAUAUCCUCUUUUCAUCUGGAACCACAGGAGACCCAAAAGCUAUUCCAUGGACACAUCUUUCACCAAUUAGAUGUGCUGCUGAUUCAUGGGCUCACAUUGAUAUUCAAGUUGGAGAUGUCUUCUGCUGGCCCACAAAUUUAGGAUGGGUUAUGGGUCCAAUUUUACUCUACUCAUGCUUUCUAACUGGUGCAACUCUUGCUCUGUAUCAUGGAUCUCCUCUAGGUCGUGGCUUUGGAAAAUUUGUGCAGGAUGCAGGAGUCACUAUUUUGGGUACAGUUCCUAGCUUAGUAAAAGCUUGGAAGAAUACCCAGUGUAUGAAAGGCCUAGAUUGGACAAAGAUAAAAUCAUUCGCUUCUACUGGUGAAGCUUCAAACGUUGAUGAUGAUCUUUGGCUCACUUCCCGUGCUUAUUACAAACCCAUCACUGAAUGUUGUGGGGGCACAGAGCUUUCAUCGUCCUACAUUAUGGGAAGUCCACUGCAGCCACAAGCUUUUGGAGCAUUUAGCACAAGGUCGAUGACCACAGGUUUUGUCAUCCUUGAUGAACAUGGAAUUCCUUAUCCAGAGGAUCAAGCUUGUGUUGGGGAAGUAGGUUUGUUCCCACUAUACAUGGGAGCAACUGAUAGACUGCUAAAUGCUGAUCAUGAAGAAGUUUAUUUCAAGGGAAUGCCAAUGUACAAUGGAAUGCACCUUAGAAGACAUGGAGACAUACUCAAAAGAACUGUUGGAGGCCAUUUCAUUGUUCAAGGCAGGUCUGAUGAUACCAUGAACCUCGGAGGAAUCAAGACAAGUUCUAUUGAAAUUGAGCGUGUCUGUGACCGGGCUGAUGAAAGCGUCUUGGAGACGGCUGCAGUCAGUGUUGCACCUGUGAAUGGGGGUCCUGAACAGUUGGUUAUAUAUGUGGUAUUAAAGAAAGAAUUUGACUCCAAAGCAGACCAGCUAAAGGCGAAAUUCUCAAAAGCAAUUCAAAGCAACCUCAACCCUUUGUUUAAGGUGAACCAUGUCAAGAUUGUUGCAGAGUUUCCUCGAACAGCCUCCAACAAGUUAUUAAGAAGAGUUUUGAGAGACCAAAUGAAGCAGGAGCUCUCUGUUCGGAGCAGAAUGUAGUGGAAGCAUAUUCAUUGCAUUUUGGUUAAGGCCCGAAUAAAUAAAUGUGUAUAUAUAUGUUAGAUAUAUGUAUGUAUCACAUUCAUAUUCACUGAUGAUACCAUCAACAAUGAUGAUAUGUUAUGUUAUGUAUGGUGUACCAUAAAUUAAUUAAUCUUCAUAUGUUAGCAAACUCAAUCGUACUCUUCC